AUGCGACAGCGCACGGUAUCGUGGUCCCGCGCGCGCAGCCCGAUCCGCAUCUCUGCUGCAGAGGAGGAAGAUCUGCGGGUAGGCCUGCAGCGGUUUCUGGACAAGCUUCGUCAGCACCAGCCUCUCUUCCUCGAAGAUGACGUCACAGCCAUUCCCUUCCCCCCAGAAGGCAGCAGUAGCAGCUGUGUUGGUGGCGGCUCACCUCACUUGUCCAUCUCCACGUCGCCGCGGCACUCACCGUCUCGCGUAGGCAAGGAGGAUGCGGCGAUGGAUGACACCCUCAAGAGCGGCGACUCCUCUCUGUCGGCGUCCAAGAGUAGAAAGAUGCCCACCGCAUCACCCACCAUAACAGGUUCACCGACCUUUGCCUCAGCGAGCGUCGUCGAUCUGGAUGUGCCCCUCUCUGUGCCUUUGUUUCUCACAGCUGUGAACAUCUUCGAGGCAAAGUUGCUCUCAAAGAGCAAGCGUGUCUCCACCGAUGCGCUUAAGCUUGUCCGACAGGCCUACGCGCUCGUGUGGAGAGAUCCAGGCUACCUGUCGACGCUCAUGAACGGAGAUCCAUACCUGGCAGGCGCAAGCAGCACCGGCUCCUCGAUGCCACCAGCUGGUGGGAGCCGCAGGCCCAGCCUUGCGUCCGUGACCAGCUCUCCAAAGAAGCCUCGCGUGACGUGUAAAGCCCUGUUCUCGUCCUCCGCGCCAGCGCCGACACAGCGACCGGACAGGCGAUUGGCGCUGCAGCUGGACGAGUGCAUUCGAACGCUACUCGUGUACGCGAAUGCGUCUGUGAACUUCUGUCAGAGUGUCUCCACCAACUUGCGUACACUUUUGCUGCUCACCUUUGUUACCUGCGCUGCGCGUCGCCUCGAGGAGGAGGAUGACGUCCCGUAUGGUGACGGCCCCGGCUCAGCCGCAGACAUCGUUGUCGGUAACCGAAACCUGCGGGCUGAGAUGGAAAAGCUGGAGAGCUUGUGGUGCAGCUGCGGGAUCGAAGGACAUGUGGCAGACUACCUGCGCGAAUGUUACUUGGUCGAGUUCCUGCUAGACGCUGCGCUCCCGCCAGCGGUGUGCUCGGCGCGCUAUGACGGCCUGCAGAUGGCUGUGUGCGAGAAGAAGGAACGUAUCAUCUCUGAUGUUGUGGCCAGCCGCGCUGGUUUUGCUCACAUGAUGCGAGUGGCACCGCUACGAGGCUUGUGCGGUCUGGCGAACAUGUCUGCCUUUGGAAAUUCGAAGUUGCGGGCGAGGCUACUGGACAAGAUGGCGUCAGAGGGGAUUGUCGAGAGGCUGGCAGCAGAAAUGGCUGCAGCGAUGGAGGCCAUUCUCGUGCCUGACACCACCACUACGACCCCGGCACGCAGCCCUGCAAAACGGCCGCGCCAGAGCGCAAUGCGCAACGCCUCACCCCCGCACCAGAGAUCCCGCGCCGGCACGUCCAGGUCGGUGAGUCGUCAAGGGUCGGUCGACUCCGUCUCGCCUGCCGGGAAGGAGCGCCGCGCGAGCACCACAGCCAGGACUUCUGGAACCUUUGAACGUCUGUUAGACAGUGAGCCUACCCCAGUGGAGCUCAUUGGUCAGUGUGUCGACAUGCUGAUGUUACUCACGUGUCCGGACUUGCGUCCGCCGGACGGCGGUGACGAGUCUCCGUCUCGUUCGUCAGCUUCGUCUGCGUCGGCAGUUGUGCGUUCCACCACGUGGGCCUCCUGUGAAGCCGCGCUGAAUGAGAUAAGCUUGUAUCUCUUGGCUAUUUGCUUCCUCUCCAAGACUCAUGCGCGAUACGCGGAGUUAUCGUCGUUGCAGCUCUACGCUGCAGAUUGCAUGCUGCAGUGGGCAGCGUACAGCGGUGCCUUUUACGGGAUGGUGGUGCACGCCAUGGAUGUGUUGAUGGAUAUGAUGGAGUCAAUGUCCGGCCCUCCACUCGCCAGCGGCCGAGGGAUGUCGGUGUCGUCGCGAAGAGCGUGGAGUUCUCACUGCACGUCGUCUCAGGAGGAUGGGAGGAAGGAUGCCGCGAAGUGUGACCGGCGUGAUGGCGAACGCGGUCGCCGUGUGCUGCAGCAGCUUCUGCCCGGAGAUGAAGCAGGUCUGCUGCCGUUGCUGAUAGAUUUACUGCAAUACACGAUUCACGCCCAGGCAAAUGCGAACUCGAUACGGCGAUGGUUCGGCUUCUUAGCGGAUCGGUUACUGCCGGAGGUCUUUGAGCCCCCACAGCUCACGAAUGGGCGGCGUGGCAGUGCAGUAUGGAGACGGCGGCAGUGCUCGCAAGAGGACCGCCCAGUCUCUUCGCUACCCGGAACACUGGGGACAGGAUUGCCGGCUGUCGCGGACGGCGGCUUCGAUGCGCCGGUGCUCGCUCGAGACCUUACGCGGUCGGAGGUUGUGGCAGCUGCCCCGUACUUUUGCUUUGCACGGCGGACUGUGGAGGAGACGAGUUGGCGCGAUGGUACGCAACCACUCUUUGCCAAGGUGGUGGCCUUGGCUUUCCACGUCAUUGUGACUCAGGGGCACCGAUGCAAUCUUCUGUUUGGGCAGGCGUGCGCCUGCUACGACGCCGUUGCUUCUGCGUUGCUUCAGCGGUCCCCGCAGAGUGGCAGCAGCGCCAGUCCCGGAAGCGGAUCUCCGCGCGACAGCCGGCGUUCGUCCCAAAGCAACACGAGCGCCACGUAUCGGCGCAGUGUCCUCCUUAUGCAUCAACGGGAGGAGGAGAGGGUGUUGAUGCAGACACAACUGCAUUCCAACGAGGAAAGCCAGGACAGCGGUGUGACGGGGUCGGAGGAGAGAGAAACCAAGGUGGCGGACGAGGAGAAAGAGGUGUUCAUCGGCUCAACUAGCAGGCGUCGCUCACCAUCCACUCGCCGGUGUCAACGUGGCAGCCUGAUAAAAACAAAGGCUAUCUCGGCUGAGCGACACUCGUUGGCGACAGCCUUUGUCGCCAACGAUGAGGGUCUUUCUCCCUUCAUCAGCAGUCCCAGCCGCUCCCUCGUUUUCUACGAGGCGUGCUCACCGAGCGGCACUGAGGCAAGCAGUAGUACUCCUCUCGAUAGCGGAGGUAGCCGACGGCGACGCCGUUCGUCGAGUGGCCGACGCUGGGGUGCUGACGACGGGAAAAGUUUGCGGGCGGCAUUAGACGAGGCAGCCUCCGCCGUACCCACCGCGAGCGCUACCACGGCAGAGUCACCGGAGACGGUGACGCACUCCUGGACUGGCCGUAUGUCGCUGCGCUCUUUACUCUCCUCGAUCGGUGGUCACAGCGAAGCACCGCUGCUGAACAUAGAGAAGCGCACAUAG
Leishmania braziliensis MHOM/BR/75/M2904 is the source of this 3279-nucleotide messenger RNA. RefSeq lists its product as hypothetical. The record is from RefSeq and is a predicted model, not a curated record. Bases 1 to 3279 code for a protein of 1092 amino acids. The transcript has a single exon. NCBI's taxonomy places the organism in Eukaryota, Euglenozoa, Kinetoplastea, Trypanosomatida, Trypanosomatidae.